This is a messenger RNA of Manihot esculenta (cassava), 976 nucleotides long. Its product is annotated as elicitor-responsive protein 3. Lineage: Eukaryota; Viridiplantae; Streptophyta; Magnoliopsida; Malpighiales; Euphorbiaceae. Bases 255 to 647 code for a protein of 130 amino acids. The record is from RefSeq and is a predicted model, not a curated record. The transcript is spliced from 5 exons.
UCAAAAAAAAGGAAAAAACCGCGUAAUUGGGUUAUCGCCUUGGAAGGCAUCCAUGUCCUGCCUAAGUCUUUCAUUAUAAAUCAGCAUUAGUAGUCCUCAUUAAUCAUUCACUUUCCUCUUUACACAGAUACCCAAAAGGCAGAGAUCCAAGAAAAAUCUUAUUUCAACUAUUAUAUUUGCAGCUUUUGUUUUCCUUUUUAAAAAAAAAUAAUAAAAAAUUUGAUAUUUUUGGCUUUGAAUUUUGGUGUGAGAAAAUGCCUCAAGGAACUCUCCAAGUCCUUCUCAUUAGUGCUAAGGGUCUUGAAAACACUGAUUGCAUCAAGGGCAUGGAUCCUUAUGUCGUCCUCAUUUGCCGUAGCCAGGAGCAGAGAAGCAGUGUUGCUUCAGGGCAAGGGAGUGAACCAAAGUGGAAUGAGAAUUUCAUAUUUACAAUAACAGAGGGUGUCACAGAACUCAUAUUGAAAAUCAUGGACAAGGAUCCUAUUGCACAUGAUUUUGUUGGAGAAGCAACAGUUCCUCUGAAGCCAUUGUUUUUGGGAGGUAACAUUCCACCAACAGCAUACAGAGUAGUGAAAGAAGAAAAAUACAAGGGAGAGAUUAAAGUGGCCCUCACCUUCACUCCAGCUCAGGGUGGCCGAAGCCGUUGAUACUAGGCAGAGGAGGAAAGCUUCGGAGGAUGGAAAGAGUAUGAAGCAACUUGUUAAGUACGUUGUUUUGGAAAUGGCGUUGUUUGGGGAUUGUUGGCCCAGUGAAGGUCUCUGGCUCUGGUCUGGCUUUUAAGUGGAUGUGCUGUAAGGACUUGUUUUUGUGUUUUAUUUUCUUUGCCGAAGAUUUGUUUUGAUGUAUAGUGAAAUGUCGAAUUUGAGAAUCUUUUCAUGUUGAAACAGACUUGGCUUUGACAUAUCCAUGUAAAAAUUUUAUACUUUUAUCAGUAAUUAAUACAUCAUAUGAAUAUCUCAUAAUUUCUAUAAUAAAA